Messenger RNA from Juglans microcarpa x Juglans regia, 1299 nucleotides. RefSeq names its product protein SAWADEE HOMEODOMAIN HOMOLOG 1-like. The transcript is spliced from 9 exons. The coding region runs from base 287 to 1015 and encodes 242 amino acids. The record is from RefSeq and is a predicted model, not a curated record. Gene Ontology annotation, molecular function: chromatin binding. NCBI's taxonomy places the organism in Eukaryota, Viridiplantae, Streptophyta, Magnoliopsida, Fagales, Juglandaceae.
UGCAACAGACGGCCACAAGGAAUUGAUCGUCGCUCGUCGCUCGUCGCUCUAUGAAUUGGUAGUUUGUGUGUCAUUUUUUAGGUUUUUGUUCGUACCAGCAAACUGAACGUAAAAAUUAAAAAAAGAAAAAAGUUUAGAAAUGAAUAAAAAUAAAGCAUUUGUUUAAAUAAAACCGCCUAAUUCUAUAGGGUUUUUUCAUAUCUAAAGAGACGGUGCGAGGAAGAGAGGUUGCAUAUUCAAAGUUAGGGCUUUUUCAUACAGUGCGAGAGAGUGAGUGGGUGGUUUCAUGGACCGUCUUCUUCGUCCAAGAGAACGGCACGCCUUUUCUGGCUUUACAAAGCCUGAGAUUGAUAAAAUGGAGACAAUGCUAGAGGAAUCAGAAGAACAGUUGCUUAACCAAGAAUUUUGUAAAAAAAUUGCACAAAAGUUCAAUCGCUCGUCUGGUCGUGCUGGGAAACCUAUUGUUAAAUGGACUGAGGUACAUAGUUGGUUCCAAAAUCGACAGAAAGAUAUACCCAAAAACAUGCAUGUGCUCCCAAAAGUUAGCCCUUCAAAUGGGACUAAUGGAAUCUCACAAAUGCCAAAAGAAGAUGGUUCAAAAGCAGGAGAGAGGAUCCCAGACUUAUCAGAUUUGGAAUUUGAGGCAAGGUCAUCAAAGGAUGGGGCAUGGUAUGAUGUUGAUAUCUUCAUUGGUCACAGAUUUCUUGGUGCAGUCCGUGUCAGAUUUGUUGGAUUUGGUGCUGAGGAGGACGAGUGGGUCAACGUGAAAAAGGCAGUGCGGCAGCGUUCCAUCCCUCUAGAUCAUUCAGAGUGCCAUAAAGUGAAGGAAGGAGACCUCGUCCUCUGCUUCCAGGAGAGAAGAGAUUGCUUGAUCUACUACGAUGCCCAUGUUUUAGAAAUCCAACGGAGACUGCAUGAUAUAAGGGGUUGCAGGUGUCUUUUCUUGAUACGGUACGAACACGACAACACUGAGGAGAGAGUUCGUUUGAGGAGAUUAUGCGGCGUGCGGUGCUAAAUAUAGUGGCUAAUCUUUCAGAUCCUGUCUUCUUUAUAUUUUUGUCCGAUUGGUAUUAUAUGCAUAUAGGAGGAAUAUGGAUACCAUAGAGUGCAGCUAAGACAUGUAAGGACAAUAUAUUUGGAUACCUAUCCGAGUGUCGCUUUUUUAUUUUUUAUUUUUUUGUUUAAACCCGUCUCUUUGCAAACAUGUGGACGAAAGAGUUGGGAUGCAAUGGCGCCCCCCAGGAUCAGCAAUUACGGCAAAUCACAACCACAUUCCUGGUAACUACAAAUUUAUUUCUC